Molecule: messenger RNA, 5757 nt
Organism: Corythoichthys intestinalis (scribbled pipefish)
Lineage: Eukaryota; Metazoa; Chordata; Actinopteri; Syngnathiformes; Syngnathidae
Product: pyrroline-5-carboxylate reductase 3-like
Exons: 8
Coding region: 135-1334 (399 amino acids)
Biological process (GO): L-proline biosynthetic process
Molecular function (GO): pyrroline-5-carboxylate reductase activity
Source: RefSeq, a predicted model, not a curated record
CCAAUAAGCUGACAGAACACUCACGUGCGUAUGACAAUACGAAAUCCCACUCAUUUCAUUGGUCAAAGUCCGGUCGAUUGUCAUAGAAAGCGGAAGACAACAUCGCCGCAUGGCCGACAAAAAAAAAAAAAAGAAUGGACGGCAGUGCUUCACCCUCUGGCAGCAUUACAGUACCAAGGAAAAAAACGAAACGAUUACAAAAAUACAGGGAAGAAUGGGGAAAAGAUCACACGUGGAUAGAAAAAGUUCUGGAUAAUGUUUAUAAAGCACACUGCACUAUAUGCCAGCGGACUUUUUCUGUAGCCCAUGGUGGACUGACGGAUGUAAGGCAGCAUGCUUCCACUGCUGGGCACAAAAGAAACAUAAGGAACACGACAGCUAACCGAACCACAAACCAAUUUAUUGUCCACCAGGCAACGCCAGAAGCAGAUAUGAAUAAUCAGAGGGGGGAAAAUAUGGAACCAUUCAAUCAUAAAGAAGAGAUUAAAGAAGAAUCUGAAAUGAACUCUACGUUUCAGAUUGGCUUCAUUGGCGCAGGAAACAUGGCUUUCGGCAUUGCCAAGGGCAUCUUGUCUGGGAAUGUUCUUCCUACAAAUAUCAUUGUGAGUGCACCAUCUCUGAGGAACCUAGGACGCUUUCAGGAGCUGAACAUUUCAACAACUCAUUCCAACACAGAUGUUGCCUGCAGUUCAGAUGUUAUCUUUGUAGCGGUCAAACCCCAUUUAGUUCCAACUGUUCUAAGUGAGAUCUCGCAGCACGUCACGGACAGACACACAAUUGUGUCCGUCGCUGCAGGAGUUACUCUAGCAACCUUAGAGGGGCUCCUGCCACAUGGUUCACCUGUUAUCAGGUUGAUGCCAAAUCUACCAUGUGUGGUUCUGGAAGGUGCACUCUUAUUUACACGGGGGACUCAUGCUAAACAAGAGCAUGGUGCCCUUUUGCACUCCUUGUUGCAUUGCUGUGGUUUGGUGGAGGAAGGACCUGAGGCCUGGAUUGACAUCCAUACUGGACUGAGCGGGAGUGGAGUUGCUUUUGUAUACCUGUUUGCAGAAGCGCUGGCAGAAGGAGCAGUUAAAAUGGGCAUGCCCAGUGCUCUCGCCCAAAGGAUUGCAUCACAAACUGUUCUGGGUGCUGGUCAUUUAUUACGUGACUCGAAUAAGCAUCCAGCUCAGCUUCGUUCUGAGGUCUGCACCCCAGGUGGGACAACCAUCUAUGGACUUCACGCUCUGGAACAAGGGGGUGUGAGAGCAUCAACCAUGACUGCUGUGGAAUCUGCAACCGAGAGAGCAAGGGAACUUGGCCAAAAGUCUGCAGCACUAGGAAGCAAGAAAUAGAAAUUGUCAACAGGCUUUUUAAAAAAAAAAACACUAAGGAACUUUCAAUUUUGGUCGAUUUUAGCGGCGCGGGUGGAAACGGUAGUGUUUUGCCUUAAAGUGCGUAUGACACCAAAAAGCAUGUUUAUUCCAUAUUUCACAUGGUGUUUAUCACUCCUGAAUGAAAUGGACCGCUUGGAUGUGUGUGGAAGCGAUCGUUUCAUAUAUUCAAUUUUUGAAUCCCGCGCCAUGAAAAUGAGUUACUUCCGGCUCCAGUCUCGGGUUUAGGACGAAUGCGAAUGUGAUGUCACCCGGGUUAGCAUCUCACAAUACAGCAUUGCUUUAUAACAUGCAGAUGGACUACGGCUUCAGGCGAUUUUGCGGAUUUAUUCAUUUAUUUUUUGCCUCACGUAAGCCAAAAGGCUGCAGGCUUUUGUAGCUGCACCAGGGAGAGGCGUGUGAGCCUUUUUGGGUUUCAGAAAGUUCAGCCAAGACAUGCGAGACAACUGUGGGACGAUUGGACUUACGAGGAAGUGAAGUAAACAUCGUGUUUUGUAUUAUAUCAAAUACUGGGAUCAUGGCACACAUUUUAAUAUGGAGGCAGCUUGCAUUUUGUGGCUGACUUGCUCCUUGUCCACCAAGAAUGCCACUCGGCCAACGACCGGCAGCUUGUGGCAUAUAUGGGGCAGUGUUUUUUCGUCAACGAUGAGUAUAACAAAAAUAUUUUGUCAACGAACACGUUUUCAUGAUGAUGACGACAUUUUAUGCGUCUUUAGCCUGCAUCGUAGCAGUGUCUGGUUAAGUCACUUGUGACGUGCUGCGCCCCCUCCUCCUUUCCCGACUUACCAGUGUGUAGUCUCCAUGCAGGCUCGCAAACGGUAAGAUUUGUUUUUCUUGGCCAGAGACAAUAUGUAAUGUUGCUUUAGCCUUUAAGGUCUGUGCUGAGUGAUCAUCACACACUAAAUGUAAUUCGUAGCAUUAGCAUAGCGUUCGCAUUAGGCUAAUGCUAAAAGCAAGCGUCCUCUUAAACCAGGGGUGGGCAAACUAUUCCACAAAGGGCCGCAGUGGGUGUGGGUUUUUGUUCAUACCCAUCAUGAGGACAGCCUUUCACCAAUCUGGUUUCUUACAAGUGCAAUCAGUUGAUUGCAGUCAGGUGCUUCUUGUUUCCACUGAAACCUCAUUGGUUAAACUGUCUGUGCUGAAUCAGUUGGAACAAAGACCAGGACCCACUGCGGCCCUCGAGGACCGGUUUGCCCAACCCUGUCUUAAACUCGUAUAACUAUUUUUUUUUCUAUUUAUGCUUCCACUUCGUGGCGUCCAGGUGGGUAUAAUUAAUUGAAAAUAAUGUACUGUUUUCCUGCUGAGUGUGUAUUAUCACCAAGUUGGCGUUGUCUUUGUAGACAGAUUCUACAAUACAGUCGUGUGAAAAAAUUAGGACACCCCAUGAAGUAUUCAGUUCAACAAAAGUGCAUAUUGUAACCGAGGAAAAAGUUAGGACUCCCUACCACUUGUCUUUGACAUCGGUCUGAAGAAAGUAUGCCCCACUCCUCAAUGCAGAAUACUUUCCAGCUGUGAGAUGUGUGAGGGGUUUCUUGCAUGUGCAGCCCGUUUCAAGUCACCCCACAGAAUCUCAAUGGGAUUAAGAUCUGGGCUUUGACUCGGCCAUUCCAGCACUCUCCUCCUUUUCAGCCAGUCCUUGGUGGGGUCCAGUUUCGCUUCAGCUUUAAUAUUUUCACUGAUAAUCUUACAUGUUCUUCAAGGACCCUCUGAUACACAAUAGAAUUCAUUGUGGAUUCUAUGGUGGUGAGCUGGCCAGGUCCUGCUAUAGCAAAGCAUCCCCAAACCAUGACACUUCCACCUCCAUGCUUCACAGUGGGUAUGAGGUUCUUUUCCUGGAAUGCUGUAUUGGGUUUACGCCAAACAUGUCCCCUGUUCUGGUGUCCAAAAAAUUCAAUUUUAGAUUCAUCUGUCUAAAGAACAUUAUUCCAGAAGUCCUGGUUUUUGUCUACAUUCACUCUGGCAAACUUUAGUCUGGUCUUUUCUUGGACAGCAAAGGUUUCCUCUUUGCACACCUCCCACGAAGGUUAAACUUGAGAAGUCUCUUUCUGAUUGUAGAGGCAUGCACUUUCACAUCAACAGUAGCAAGAGCCAGCUGUAGGUCCCGGGGCCGUGAUGACAUUUUAGGGUUUUUGGAGACCUCUUUAGCAUCAUGCAGUCGGCUCUUGGUGUGAACUUGCUUGGACGGCCAGACCUGGGCAUGUGGGCAGUUGUUUUGAACGUCCUCAACUUGGAGACUAUUUUCCGGACAGUGGAAUGGCUGAUUUUAUAUUCUUUUGAAAUCCCUUACCAGUCUCAUUAAGCAUCUACAAUCUUUUUUCUGAAGGCCUCAGACAGCGCCUUUAAUGUCACCUUGGUGUUUUAGUCACUUCAACAGUCAGUCACUGUUCAAAGUAUUCUGCGUUGAGGAGUGGGGCAACCUUUCUUCAGACCAAUGUCAAAGACUGGUAGAUGGCUACAAAAAGCGUCUCACUGAAGUUAUUUCAGCCAAAGGAGAUAAUAGCUAUGAGGUGGUAGGGUGUCCUAACGUUUUCCUCAGAAUAUGCAUUUUCGUUGAUAUAUUUGCUUUAAUGAGUAAAUCAAUGUUAAUUUUUGUUGUUUACCUGCAAUUAAAUAAUUUUCUUUUCCAGAGAUAAAGAAGAAUAAGAUCAGACAUUGAUAUGUGAACAUUUCUAAAUAAAGAACUGAAUAUUUAAUGGGGUGUCCUAAUUUUUUUCACAUGACUAUGUGCUCGUCUAUCAAUGUUCAUUUGAAAUAGUUGGAAACCUUUAUUUUUGGAGUAUCUUUUUUUUGCGACUCAGAUGAAAAUAGUCUAUAUAGUUUUCGUCAAUAAAAACUAGACGACGACACAUUUUCAGAUGACUAAAAUAAGUCCAAAAUUAAUGAGUAUUUUCGUCCAUAAGCCCAAGACAAAAAUUAAAAGGGCUACCAAAAAUAACACUGGAAUGGGGAAAAGGGGAAGUUACGUAUGCCGUAAAGCAUUCAUCAAAUUUGUAGUUUUUUUUUUUUUUCUUUUGUGGGGCAGGGUUCCUUCCACCUUCCUCAAAGUUUUUUAGUGUUAGCGAAAGCGAUACAGACCCCCUCAGGUCAGGUCAUAACGGUGGUGUCAUUCAACUAGUUGUCAUUUGACAUAUUAUCCCAAAUGUUAUGACAUUUGUUUGGACUGCUUGUAAUAUAUUUUAUUCAAAUAUUCUCUGUCUGGUCAGGACUUCGACAUUGAGAAGGUAGCAAAAAAUGAAAUCUUAACUUCAAAACCAUUUCCAUCCUGUUGCUUGGGCAGUUUUCUCAUUGCAUAAAGAUCUAUCCAUUUUCUCCCGCUUAUCAUAAAGUGCCUCUGAUAAUAUAGAGACAGUUAAAAAUUCAAAAGAUGUAGUUUUUUUUUUGUGUUUUUUAAUCAAUUAACCUCAGAAUAUCACCAAGCAAUUCAAAUGACUGGGGGUCCGCCCUCAUUGAAACGAUGUUUGGAACUAUUCGAGGUUCCAUUACCUGGAAGUAAAAUUGUAUAUUGGAUCCCUAUGGGUGUGUCGCAACUCUGUUUCUACAUGGCUCUGGGUACUGCAUGAUGAAUUUUGUUUUCACUCUUGAAAAAGGGGCUGUAUAAUUGACACCAACUCUGUUAUUUACUGAAAAUAAUUGCUGUGUAUGAAGGUGAAGUGAAUGUAAUGCUAGUUUCUUUAAAUGCAAGGCCCCUGCAGUCAUUUUUAAUAAAUGGACAGAAAGCUGGAUUUGAAAACAUAAGAUUUUCUUUAAUUGAAUAAGAUUGAGUUCUUGUUCUUUGCACUUCCUCUUGUUAGAUCUGUGACCAAGUUGUAUAGUUUCUCUGACAAUGCCACCUGGUAGAAAGAUACAAAAACGGAUUUAAACAAAGUUCUGGCAUUACCGGCAUCACUUUCAUGAGUUUUAUUGGCUCACUGUGUAUGACUCAGGCUGUUCCAGUUGCUUAUGUCGAGGGUGAAGGCUCUGAAGGGAGUCAUUGACGUUAGCUUUAGUUUCUGAAGCACAGCUCAAAGGGUGUGUGACCUAAAAUUUAAGAGACACAUUCACAACACUUAACUUUGACUCAACAGCCGUUUGUUUCCAGAUCUCAAAUAUGCCUUUAAUCUGACCUACAUAAGCGUCGUUAAAUCUAUAGACCCUACUCACCUACGUCACAAAAUGACGUGUCGCUGUAUCCGGCCGCCAUAUUGUACCUAUUUUUUAGACCUAUUCUCAUUGUUUUCAAUUAGUCGGGCAAGUUAUACAGCAAUUCAUGGAAGCCCCGGUGUUAUCUGACGCCGUAAACUCAUUGGAUGCGUUGCAUAAAAGGCGUUACGUGGAAAAGCUUCAGUUUAUCCAUUCGCCAGAUCCGUAUUUGAUGCCUAAAUCGAUAUUUUUCAACCCGCUGUCU